CGAUCUAAGCAUCCCCAAAAUCAUCACUUACAAACAUUCUCAAUAUGGCUUCUCACAAAAUAUCUUGUGUUGUUUUUUUCUUGGUGUUAGGAGUAGGUAUGUGCACUGCCACCAGGGCCCUUCUCACUUAUGAACUUGGAGGGCAUUCCGGUGUUGGUGUUGGUGUCGAUGUUGGUGUUGGUGUAGGCGGCUAUGCUAGUGGAGGAGGUGGUGGAAGUGGUGGAGGCGGAGGAGUUGCUCAUGGUGGAGGUGCAGGAGGAUAUGGUGGUGGUAGUGGUGAAGGAGGUGGUGCAGCUAGCGGUGGAGCUGCCUAUGCUGGUGGAGGCGGUAGUGGAAGCGGUGGAGGUGGUGGAGCAGCUCAUGGUGCUAGUGGUGGGCAUGCUGGAGGAUAUGGUGGUGGUAGUGGUGAAGGAGGUGGUGUAGCUAGUGGAGGAGCUGCAUAUGGUGGAGGUGCUGGUGGAGGAAGUGGAGGAGGUGGGGCAUAUGGGGCUGGAGGCGAGCAUGGAAGUGGUGCCGGCGAAGGUGGGGGCCAUGGAGGUGGGGCCGCUGGUGGUGGAGCUGCCUAUGGUGGUGGUGCCGGUGGCGGAAGUGGUGGUGGUGGAGCAUAUGGUGCCGGAGGCGAGCAUGCAGGCGGUGCCGGUGAAGGUGGAGGCCAUGGAGGUGGAGCUGCUAGUGGCGGGGCUGCCUAUGGUGGUGGUGCCGGUGGUGGUAGCGGUGGUGGCGGUGCUUACGGAGCUGGAGGAGAGCAUGCCGGUGGUGAAGGUGGUGGCCAUGGAGGUGGUUAUGGUGCCGGUGGGGCUGGUGGACAUGCUGGUGGUGGCGGAGGAGGUAGUGGGGGUGGUGGUGGUGCAGCCUAUGGCGGUGGAGCAGCUGCAGGUGGCUACGGUAGUGGUGGUGGAGCAGGAGGAGGUGUUAGUGAAGGAGGUCAUGCAUAUGGUGCUGGUGGAGGUGGAGGAUCUGGUGGUGGAGGUGGCUUCGCUUCUGGGGGAGCCCAUGCUGGUGGUUAUGGGGGUGAGGCCGGUGACGGUGAAGGGGGUGCUCAUGGAGGAUAUAUGCCUUGAUCGAUAUCAUUUAUUAAUUUGAGCCAAUUUCAUCGAGCUGUUGCUUAAAUGUUAUGGCUUUUAUUUUAAUAUUUUUCCGACUAUUCUCAUUUGCAAUAAGGUUGGUCAUAGCAAUGAAAUUUGCAAGAACUAAAAUAGAUAUGUAUUGUUGUUAAAUAUGAUUGUGUAUGCAACAGUCACGGUGCAAUGCUUGCAACAUGUUGCAUAAAAUUGUAAUAUACUCUUAUUGCUUCUGCAAUUAAUGAAUUUUCAUUUUCUAUCUAAA
Messenger RNA from Chenopodium quinoa (quinoa), 1326 nucleotides. Its product is annotated as glycine-rich cell wall structural protein 1.8-like. The transcript has a single exon. The record is from RefSeq and is a predicted model, not a curated record. The coding region runs from base 45 to 1061 and encodes 338 amino acids. NCBI's taxonomy places the organism in Eukaryota, Viridiplantae, Streptophyta, Magnoliopsida, Caryophyllales, Amaranthaceae.